CACCCAUUGAGACCAAAGUAAAGGUAUUUCUUGUUCUAUCAAAAUUAAAACGGAAUUUAGGACAAAGAGGAUUUCAUGGCGAUUAAUUAUGCUAUUUUUGCGAAAUCACAUGUUUUUUUUUAUAAUGACUAUUUCGUCAUCAUGAACUGUCUAAUAAUAAAGUAACACAUUUGAACGAAAAAGAUAGCCAAAGACUUCAUUUUCAAUAAUUAUUUCAUACAGGCUUUGGAUGUCAUUAGAAUUAUUCCUAAAAAACUCAUGUUCUUUGCAUUCAGACACUGUCAACAUCACGCUCCUAGGAGAGAUUGAUCACACAAACAGAGGUGACCUGACUGAUGGCUUGAACAGACUCAUCACCGAACUUGGGGAAAUUCCAGGAAAAGUGGAUGUCAAGUUUACCGCAAAUACACAGACAGAUUGCAAUUAUACUACAACGUACGUACAACUCUAUUCAUCUUUGGAGAACGGCACCCUUCUGGACAGUGCUUCAGUAAAUAUGAUCUUCGAAUCCAACAGUGAUGAAGUCCUCAAUGAAUAUCUGCCUCUUCCGUUGUACCCUCCCCGACAAGAAGAGAAGUCGACGGUGAAGAGACCACAUGACAGUUGGGACACCGACCAGUAUGUGCUGGUCGUUCUACUCCCUUUAGGACUUGUCCUAAUGAUUGUACUCCCUCUGAUGGCUUUUGGCAUCUUGAAAAGAAAAUCAGACACGUCACAAUGCAUAGACGACGAAAACGAUCAAAUCAACUCAUUUGGGAUGGAUUUGCCACGCAACAGGAACCCAAACAGACCUGGUACAAUUACAGGAAGUCUUCAGGGUGCAAGUGUAUCUCCAGAUGGUAAUCCAUGUCUUCACUUCCAUGACGUAGAUGAAGGGGCACUCGACACACACUGUGAUGACACAUCAAACAUCCACGGAGCAACUGGAGAUAUGACCCUUGUCCCGUGGAGCCAAGAGGCUGCAAGCGUUUCUCUAGAUGACAACGCACGUCAUGGUGACAUAACACCACUCGAUAUUCACCGCCAUGCCACAAUAAAUAUCCACAACGGAACUGGAGAUAUGACCCUUGACCUGUCGAGUCUACAUGGUGCAAGCGUUUCGGAAUCUGUCAACACGCAUCUUCAUGACGAAGCGACAUUCGAAGCUCGCCAUCAUGUCGCUGCACAUCUGCCUGUUGAUGUGCUCCAUCUGCGUCAGACCAUCAACUAUGAACAGCUCGAUCAUUGUGAGGAAGAGGAUACAGACAGCACUGUCACGGAUGACACCGAUGUUGAGAACAUCUCAGAGGAAGACCCUUAUGUCGAUGUUGUUGUUUUAAGCACAUAAUUUUGGUUACCCCGGACGAAGUAUUGUCAACUAAUAAGAAUAACGAAAGGACAUGUGUAUCGUUAUCACCUGGUGUCAGUGGGUUUUUAGUGAUCCAUUCAUAUAUUUUUUCGCCAGUAAUUUGGUCAUACGCCCAAUUUCUGUUAUGCUAGACUAGUUUUUCUCUCUGAGGUUGACGUUUUAUGUAUAUUUGACACACUUCACUUUGCUAAAUCAGCUCUUAGCGUUAAUUAUAGUUAACAUGAACACUGUGUUUGAUGCCAUUCUGAUCUAAUAUACUAUAGAUAAUGUAAGACAUUAAAAGCAUCUCUGCCAUGAGACUGAUGGCAGACCGGAAUGCCAACACCGCACUGUCAUCGCAACUAUCCGAGUGUGUCAGAAUCGGUUGAUAGCUCAGUGGUUGAAUCAUUGACUUGCACGGCGGCUGACCGGGUUCUAAUCCCAUGAUGAGCACACAAUAUGUAGAAUCUGUUUGCGUGUGAUGUAAUGAAUGUGGGACACGAAAACAUAAACGCAAACCUGGGCCGGUAGGGGUAGUCUGUUGUGAAAGGGCCAGCUCGUCACGCCAAAGGCCUGUG
Haliotis rufescens (red abalone) is the source of this 1905-nucleotide messenger RNA. RefSeq lists its product as uncharacterized. Bases 230 to 1327 code for a protein of 365 amino acids. NCBI's taxonomy places the organism in Eukaryota, Metazoa, Mollusca, Gastropoda, Lepetellida, Haliotidae. The transcript has 4 exons. The record is from RefSeq and is a predicted model, not a curated record.